GAAGGCGGCGGCGGCGGCGAGGAUGGCGGCCCCGGGGGGCUCCCGGCGCCGCGGCGGGAAGAAGCGCCCCUGACGGGACUCGCGCUAUGCGCGCAGAACAAUGACUUCAGAAGAGACAUUGUGGCCUGUCCCAAUGAAAGCUAUUGGAGCACAGAACCUACUGACAAUGCCUGGAGGUGUUACCAAGUCAGGAUACCUGCACAAAAAAGGAGGAACGCAAUUCCAGCUCUUAAAAUGGCCACUGAGGUUUGUGAUUAUCCAUAAGGGAUGUAUUUACUACUUUAAGAGUAGCACUUCGGCAGCUCCUCAGGGUGCCUUCUCACUGAAGGGCUAUAAUAGGGUUAUGCGGGCAGCAGAAGAAACAACAUCAAACAAUGUAUUUCCUUUCAAGUUGGUUCACAUUAGCAAAAAGCAUAGGACCUGGUUUUUUUCUGCCGCCUCUGAAGAUGAAAGAAAGGACUGGAUGGCCUCACUUAGAAGAGAAAUAGAUCACUACCAUGAGAAGAAGGAAACUGUUACUGACUUAAGUGAUUCUGGUUCAGAUGUUGACAGUUUCUAUGGCUCAGUAGAACGACCUGUUAAUAUACACUACUCUCAACAUUCAAUGGAAAAUUCGGAUUAUGACCAGGAUGAAGAUGAUGAAUAUUUACAGCCAGAUAACUCUGAUGGUAUAAAGUGUGAAGAUCAUGUGGUAUCUCCACCAGUGUACCCACCUCCUCCAGUUCCAUUGCCGGGAAAAGCUUUCUUUCCAGAGACAAAAGCACACUCGUUCUCCGGCAGGUGUGGUGUGCCGGUGCUUCCAGCGCCCUCCCUGAAGAAAAGCUUAACGGAUGUGAGGCCUGAAGUCCUCUUAAGCAGGAGAGGAGAAUUCUCUUUUCAGUGCCAAGCAGAGCAUGAUGUGAGACCCCACCCAGCACGUCAUCAAAUCACUAACCAGCGUCCACCAGUGCCUCCUAUUCCUCUGGCCAAAAAGCCCACCUACCUCACAGAGAGUUGCUCUUCCUCAGGUAUACGUCUGCCACUGACCUGCACUUUACGUACUGCUGAAGAGAGUCAGAGGUUUAAAGAGAAAAAACUUCCUGCGCAAGUGCCUCCUUCAUUGCCAAGCAGCAAGCCCAAAUUACCACAGUAUCUAGUGACUCCACUGGUAAAUACCCAGGCACCAAGGAAACCUGGACUUUUGACACCAAAAGUACCAGCUAAGCCUCAAGUGCCUUGUGAGAAACCACGUGUGCCUGUUUCUAAACCAGAGAAUCCUUUGCCUCCACAUUUAGACUCUGCUUCUCCUAGAAGAUCUUCUCCAGAUGGACAAAGUUUCCGAGUUGCCUCAUUUGAGAAUCCACUAUUGCCUUCAAAACCAGACUUAUCUGGAGAAGAGUCUGAUGGUGACUAUGAAAAGGUUGAGCUGCCUAAUUCAGUAUUUGUGAACACCUCUGAAUCCCUUGAAGUUGAAAGGAUGUUCAGAUCAGAAAACCCCACAGGACACCCGAAAAGUGGAUUAUUCUGUAUUAGGAAUUCAUCCACAAAUCCUGGCAAGGUAUUGGUUGUAUGGGAUGAAUCUAUUGGGAAAGUGAGAAACUACAGAAUCUUUCAACAGGACUCAAAGUUUUACCUGGAGGCAGAUGUUGUGUUUCUAAGCCUUGGAAGUCUGGUUGAGCACUACGGCAGCCAUGUCUUGCCCAGCCACCGUAAUCUGGUCCUCAAAUUUCCUUACGGCUAUUCUGGACCCAGGUGACAGACCUACCUAAUCCACUCUCGCUCUAACACAUAAGCACAGUUAUGGAAUCCUAGGACACAACUGUUGACCUUCCUCAUUAAUGAAUGGUUAUAGACUGAUAUCCCCUCCCCCUCCCCCUGUGCUUUUCAUAAAGAGUCUGGACCAAUUUCAGAAGAGGGCUGAAGACACCUCCUAACUUGAAUGGGUCAUAUGGACAACUAACAGAGCUACUAAGAGACAUGCCUGGAAGCAAAGUACUAAUGGCUUCUUGCUAUGUGUUUUCCUGGCUGGUUUUUGACUCAUCACUGGUGCUUGACAAAGUUUUUAAAUAGUUUAUAAUUUAGCUAUAAAUAACACAAAACUCCACCAUAAUACAAACCAUGCAUGAAUGUGCUUUGUCACUUUUGCUUUGUCACAAUUGUGAUAUUUUAAGGGCAUUUGGACCCCCUAGGCCUCUAGACCCUCACUAUAAUUGUCAAAGUAAGCACCAGUCUCUCUCACUCUUACACACAUCACACAAUAUUGUUGUAUUUUGCUCUGCUUAAUGAGUUACAAAGCACCUCUGUGCAAGGGUAACUGUGUGAAAAUUCAGCUGACGCCAAAUUGUAAUUUUGGAAAAAAUCUACCAGGAAUAUUGAUGUAUAUGCACUUUUUGAUAUUAUCACCAAAUAGUUAAGUUAAAGAAAUGUGUUGACCAUAUGAUUAACCAUAAGUAUUAACCCAAUGAAUAAAUAGAAUGGCAACUUGUUUUUAACAUGCAAAUUAAUGUGAAAAAUAAGGGGUUUUAAAUGUCCUAUAUUUCAUUAUUUUUAUAUUGUAAGAACUAUACCAAUGAACUAUGGCUCUUAUGAAAGAAGAACUCUACUGAACAGGGUUUAUAUAAAGAUUUCUCAAUCUGUGA
This is a messenger RNA of Podarcis muralis (Common wall lizard), 2618 nucleotides long. It is a transcript of the gene SH3BP2, whose product is annotated as SH3 domain binding protein 2. Gene Ontology annotation, molecular function: SH3 domain binding. NCBI's taxonomy places the organism in Eukaryota, Metazoa, Chordata, Lepidosauria, Squamata, Lacertidae. The record is from RefSeq and is a predicted model, not a curated record. Gene Ontology annotation, biological process: signal transduction.